This is a messenger RNA of Penicillium digitatum Pd1, 168 nucleotides long. Lineage: Eukaryota; Fungi; Ascomycota; Eurotiomycetes; Eurotiales; Aspergillaceae. The record is from RefSeq and is a predicted model, not a curated record.
AUGAGGGUGGAUGGCAUAGGGUUGGGAGUGGGUGUAUAUGGGGGGGGGGAGGGGAUUAAGAUCUAUCGGAUCAUUGCGGAAGACACCACAUUAGGUGAGGAAAGAGUGGAGCAUCGAGUGCAAGGUAUAACGGUUGAGGACUCUUCGAUCAUUGCUCUCAAGACUUGA